CCAUGCGUGCUGAUAUUAAAAGGGAGGGGCAAACUCCACCACUCACAUCUCAAUUCUAUUAGUUGGAUUCUGGUUGCUAUUGCGAUUGUGAAAGAAAAUUCAACGCAGCGAUGGCUGACCUCUUUGUGAAGCAGGCAAAGGAAUAUGCAGUUUCGAGGCCAUGUUACCCUUCCCAGCUAUUCCGCUUCAUCGCUUCCAAGACUCCUUCUCACCAACUCGCUUGGGACGUCGGCACCGGAAGCGGCCAGGCCGCCCACCAUGUAUGUGCCUUCCUCUUGCUCGAAUUCCUCAAGAAUGUGGUAGGCACGGAUGCGAGUGUGAAACAGCUAGAAUACGCAGUGAAGCUCCCCAACGUGCGAUUCCAGCAUACGCCUUCGACGAUGUCAUUGGCGGAGCAAGAACAGAAGGUGGCACCGGAGGGAACAGUAGACGUGGUGACCAUUGCUCAGGCACUCCACUGGUUCGACCUCCCGACCUUCUAUCGCCAAGUGAAAUGGGUGCUGAAGAAACCUCACGGGGUGAUUGCCGCUUGGUGUUACAACGUGCCCCGAGUGACGGACGCAGUAGAUAAAGUGUUCGACCAUUACGCGGCUGAACUGAAGCCUUAUUGGGAUCGGGCACGCGAAUUGGUGGACAACAAUUACAGGAGCAUUGAUUUUCCGUUUGAGCCGGUGGAUGGAGCUGAUGACACGGGGCCGAUUGAGUUUGUGACGGAGAAGGAGGUGGAUUUGGAUGAUUUCUUGACGUACCUGAGAUCAUCGUCAGCUUACCAGACAGCCAUUGAGAAGGGCGUGGAGCUUCUGAGGGAGGAUGUUGUUGAAGGAUUUAAGAGUGCUUGGAUUGAAGAUGGAUCUCUGCUUAAGGUUGCCAGGUUUCCAGUUUAUCUCAGAAUCGGCAAGGUUGGAGACGCCUGAACAUCGCACCGCUUAUUGCUUAAUAUCAUCUCCGAAUCAAAAUUCUGAUUCUAGCUGGAUCUUUGCUGCUUCCAGUCAUUAAUAAAGAUAUCAGAAACCUUUUUUUUUUUUUCCUUGUUUAACUUUUAAUUCCCCACUUCUAAUGCCUGGUACUCACACGGUCACGCCAGAUUAGAAGAAAAUGAUUAAUGAAAGUGACUGAAUAAUAAGCUUUUGGCUUUGACUCUGUCA
Prosopis cineraria is the source of this 1145-nucleotide messenger RNA. RefSeq lists its product as uncharacterized. The transcript has 2 exons. NCBI's taxonomy places the organism in Eukaryota, Viridiplantae, Streptophyta, Magnoliopsida, Fabales, Fabaceae. Gene Ontology annotation, molecular function: S-adenosylmethionine-dependent methyltransferase activity. The record is from RefSeq and is a predicted model, not a curated record. Bases 111 to 914 code for a protein of 267 amino acids.